AUGAAAUUUUAUACCUUUUUUCCUUGGGUUUCCUAUAAGUAUUUUAUCUCUAUUUUCCUAUUUAUCAAUCAUAAUAAAAAAUAUAUAUCUAUUUACCUUAUUAAGCUUAUCGUUAGCUUCCGAGCUCUACUCAUACCUUCUAGAGCCACAAGAGCUAACUAUUGAAGGAAAUGCAGGAAUCAAGCUAAUAAACGGUGAUGGAAAUUGUCGCUUAGGCGUUUUCAAUUCAACAUAUCCAUUUGGGCUUAUUUGUCGUGACUAUGCACCUCUUUACUUCGAUGACAACAGAAAAACUCAUUUUGGGGUCAGUGUUUUGACAGAAGCCUCAUUGACUUUUGGAGGUAAAUUGAUCCUUACAAAUGUAGACCAGUGGGCACUGACUCAUUAUGAUGCUUUUGAAGGAGUCGAAGGGGAAGGAUGGAGCAACCAAACCAUUACUGAAUGUGGAGGCGUCAGAAUGCUAGGAGGUUACUGUCAGUUUUCAGCUGGAGAAUCGUGGAAAGAGUUUAAAGACCUGCCAGAGCAUUCACAGUUAAGAGUUAAAGCAAAUUACCAUAUGAUAGAUGAAUGGCGUGGCGAAACUGCUUAUUUAAAAAUUGGGUCAUCUGAUGACAUGGAGACUGUCUGGACCCAGUCUUAUGAUGUAAACUCCUCAAAAGACCCUAUGAAUAUCUGUGGAGAAGAUGAUGUAGGUGAAGGAAAAUUUUCAAUCGCAGUUGAUAUAAAAAUUGACCAUUCUGACAGCAGCGUGAUAAUUUCUUUUGGCUCAACCUUAGAACAGCAGCCAUGUGAGAAAAGCUGGGGGAUUUCUGGGCUACAAAUUUAUAUCAGAUAA
Molecule: messenger RNA, 835 nt
Organism: Blepharisma stoltei
Lineage: Eukaryota; Ciliophora; Heterotrichea; Heterotrichida; Blepharismidae
Source: the annotation of a GenBank genome assembly